AUGUCAAGUAAAAAAAAAAGAGAACGUUCAAAUCUUCCUAUUGAAAUAAAUCCAUUUACUUUAGCUACACAAGUUACAAAGCAAGUAGUAGCAAAUAACGAAAAUUAUAAUGAAUUAGUAUCAGACUUAGAAUCUCAAAAUGAAAGUGAAACUGAUUCAAAUAAUGAAAUUAAACCUGAACCAUUAACAAAUCCUUUAAUAUUGUAUUGUAAAUGGUAUGAAAAAGCAAAAUUUAAUAAUAUUUUUACUGAAGGUACAAGCUGGUUUAAAGAACAAUAUUUAAUUCGACAUUUAAAUUCAAAAGAUCAUCAAAAAGCACAAGAAAUUGAAACACAUAUUCAGUUAACUAUUAAUGAGAGUAUUAGAAAGCCUUUAUCAGUUGAAAAAUUAAAAGUUAUUCAAAAUAUGCGUAAUAUGUAUUGGUUAGUAGAAAACAAUAUAGCAACAUUAAACCUUCAAGAUUUAUGUAAUUUAGUAGAAACACAAAUUCAAAAUAAAGAAGAUUAUAUAAUUUCUACUAGCGCAUGUACUAUUAGACCAGUUUCUUUAACAAAUAUAAUACCUGAAAAAAGAUAUAAGUAUGGUUCAUAUUCAAAUAACCAUGCUGGACAUGAUUUUAUUGAAGCAAUUGCACGAGUAAUUGAAGAAUCAACUAUUAAAGAACUAACUGAAUCUUUGACUUGGAGUAUAAUGAUUGAUGAAAGCACUACAAUUACAAAUGAAAAAAAUCUUGCUAUAGUAUCAAAACAUCUUGUUCAAAAUAUUCCAUAUUAUAGAUAUCUUGGAAUGAUACAACUUACUUCAGGAACUGCUGAUGCUAUAAUCAAUGAAUUAUUACGAUUUUUUAUAGCUAAAAAUUUACCAACUAAAACAUUAUUUCAUAUGGGAUCAGAUGGUGCAAGCGUAAUGUUAGCUACUCAAUUAAAAGCAUUGUAUCCUUUUUUAACUGAACAUCACUGUAUUUCACAUCGUUUAGCACUUGCUGGUAAAGAUGCUGCUAAAAAAGUUCCAUAUUUUAGUCAUUAUGAAUAUAUUGUUAAAAAACUUUAUACCUAUUUUAGUACAUCUUUUUUACGAAUGCAAAAUUUAAAGAUGAUAGAAAAAGAAUUUGGUGAUCCAGAAUUAGUACUUCUUCAAAUAGUUACAACUCGUUGGCUUUCAUUUUCUAAUGUAGUUAAAAAUUUACAUCAAAUUAUUAAUUCAGUUGUUGAAGCUUUAUUAGAAGAUAGUUUAACAGAUAAAAUAGCAGAGUUUUUAUAUUUAGAAAUUGAUAAUAAUUUUUAUUUAACUACAUAUUAUUUAGCAGAUAUUAUGGGAUAUUUAAGACGAUUAACAUUACUUUUUCAAGCUAAUUAUGUAUCUUUAUUUGACAUGAAACUUCAACUGAAUUCAACAAUUCAGGCUAUUACUACUGAAUUUAUUGGCGAAAAAGAUAUAGCACCAACAUGGGGAACUCAUUUAAAAAACUAUCUAAUAGAAAAAAAUAUAGAUGAUUUUGAAAUACCAUUAUUUGUUCAAGAUUUUGCAAAAGCUGUUAUUGAAAGUUUAAAUGAAAGAUUUCCAGAUCAUAAUCUUAUUGAUGCAUUCUGCAUAUUUGAUCCAAAAGAAUUACCAAGUAAUAAAAGUAUGCUAGGAUAUUACGGUCAAGAAUCUAUUCAAAAAUUAAUUAAUUUCUAUGGAGUUACAAAAUUUAUUAAAGAUAAUGAAAUUUCAGCUAUUAUUAAUGGUACAGAACUUUUACAAGAAUGGUCUAUAUUUCGUUCUUUAUUAUAUAAUUUUCAAAACUUUAAAUUAUAUGAAGCUUGGCAAAAUAUUUUUAAAAUUGAAAAUUUUAAAAUACUUUAUCCAAAUAUUUCUAUUUUAGCAUCAUUAUUACUUAUUUUGCCUCUUUCUAAUGCUUAUGUUGAAAGAGUAUUUUCAUAUCAAAAUAAUAUUAAAACAAAAUUACGAAAUCGUAUACAAUUAGAAACUCUUAAUGAUCUUCUUAUAAUUUCUUUAAAUGGACCUUCUAUAGAAUUAUUUGAUUUUGAAAAAGCUUAUAACUAUUGGAUUUCUAAUCCUCGUUAUAAUUUUAUUUAA
This is a messenger RNA of Scutellospora calospora, 2079 nucleotides long. The record is from the annotation of a GenBank genome assembly. Lineage: Eukaryota; Fungi; Glomeromycota; Glomeromycetes; Diversisporales; Gigasporaceae.